ACGUGCCUCAGUAUCAAAGUGUUCGCCAAGAACGUUAAACAUGGGACUAGCAGCUUGUAUAUGCACCAAAGUUAUCCAGCUUAUUGCUACCGUGGCAACACUGAUUGUGAAGAGAUUGUCGGACAAGCACUCGGAAAGGGUGUUCCUUAUUAACAAAAAGCAAUCCAGGGAAUGGACACUUUUGAACAACAUAUCCUGGUCAAAGGAAGGCGAUGAUUUUAGCACUCUAACCUUCGUAGGAUACACCUUUGUCUCAGCAGUUUUGCUUCUCACAAGAAUUAUCGACUCUACAUCGAACUAUGGCACUUGCGAAGUAAUUCUGUUAACCUGUGGUGUUUUGUUUUUCACUAUAGAGGGACUUCUUAUAUUCUUCACCGUGGAACAACUUCAUGAGGACCUUCUAAUUUACGCCUAUGCCCUAGGAACACUUUCUUUUAUAUGUGCAGCAUUGUUUGCUCUGGACCUAAUGCUGUUUAAAAACCUGCUAAAACUGAAGAAUUCCACCGCCCAAACGGAUCAAUUAAAAGAAACAGUGGCGCUGAAAGUUUACAAUGUGUCGCAGGAACCGAAGACAAGCUGUUGCAACAAUGGAGCUCAAACACACACAAUCAAUGAACACAAUAGGAACUAUUUGCGAACGGAUUUGUAGGCCCAAUUUAAACAAGUUCGCAUACAUAUCUGCAUCUUCUAUUACCUUUAUUGCCGUUAUUUUCGAAUGAAGUUAAACAAAAUAUGCAUUUUAGGAUCGUGCUGUUAAAACAACUAAUUGGAUUUUGAAUGUUAAUAAAGUUUUUGACAUUAUUCAACGCUAAAAGCGGCUUCAACUAAUACACAAAAUUGAAUGUAUUAAGAAUGCUAACAGUGUAGAUAAUAAUAAUAAAAAGUUUCUGCUCAGAAGAGUAAAAAUGA
Drosophila eugracilis is the source of this 909-nucleotide messenger RNA. RefSeq lists its product as uncharacterized. The record is from RefSeq and is a predicted model, not a curated record. Bases 41 to 649 code for a protein of 202 amino acids. The transcript has 4 exons. NCBI's taxonomy places the organism in Eukaryota, Metazoa, Arthropoda, Insecta, Diptera, Drosophilidae.